UAUGUGGCUCUCUCGUAUGUGUGGGGAGCUGCCGAGAUCCAAGAAUGCAUCACUGUCGACGGCAAAAGCCUCAGCAGUACGAAAAACUUAAGAGAUUUCCUGUGGCAGUUGAGAAAGGACCCCGUACCAUGGGCCGACGCGAUAUGUAUCAAUCAGCAAGACGGGGAAGAGAAGGUCCAUCAAAUUGAAAUUAUGCGCUCGAUAUACCGGCGCGCAAAGCUUGUUGUUUCCAUGGUCGGGCGUCCGAACGAAGGCAUGGAAAUGGGAAUCCGCAUGAUGAGAACCAUAGCUGAGGCAUCCUCUCCACAAAAC
Messenger RNA from Trematosphaeria pertusa, 312 nucleotides. Its product is annotated as HET-domain-containing protein. The annotation marks the transcript as partial. The record is from RefSeq and is a predicted model, not a curated record. The transcript is spliced from 2 exons. NCBI's taxonomy places the organism in Eukaryota, Fungi, Ascomycota, Dothideomycetes, Pleosporales, Trematosphaeriaceae.